Urocitellus parryii (Arctic ground squirrel) is the source of this 1939-nucleotide messenger RNA. It is a transcript of the gene Vstm2b, whose product is annotated as V-set and transmembrane domain containing 2B. Gene Ontology annotation, cellular component: membrane. The record is from RefSeq and is a predicted model, not a curated record. Lineage: Eukaryota; Metazoa; Chordata; Mammalia; Rodentia; Sciuridae.
GCUGUGCGCUCACUCUCGCUCACACACUGCAGACUCUCGGCGUCGCCGCCGUCACCCGGCCUCAUCCCCUGUCCGRCACAGCGCUCCGCCCUUCUCCCAGGCCCCCGGCGCCCACCCACCCGCCAUGUCCCGGGCCUGGGCCAAAGAGUGGUGCAGCUCAUUGCCCAAACUGGGGUCUGCGCGCCACGGCUGAGCGCCCACUCGCCUUGCGGAGAGAGUCGCGGAGAAACCAGCGGGGGCGGCGGCAGAACUGGGCGAGGGCUGGAGGAGGUGGCAGUCGGAGCUGAACCAGGAGACCCGGAGGCAGAAGCUCUUGGCUCUGAGGCGCGCACUCGCUUGGCCAGGGAUGGGUACUGGCGCAGCCCGGCCCCUGCCCGGCCAGCCGGGCAGMGACUGAAUCGCACAUCCCCAAUAUCCUGUGGACCUCUGACAGAGAGAAACACUGACAGAUCGCCAGUAGCCUUCCGGCGGCGGGACCUCACCUCCUGCCCACCCCGCGCAGCGCCCCCAGCCGCAGCAGCGCUGGGCAAGCCGGCAAGGGAGAGGGGYUGAUUGGCGGCCGCCGGCGGCCAGGGGAGGGAGCGCCGUGCGGGGCCAUGGCAGGCUCCGAGGCGUCCUAGCCCAAGCCGGAGCCGAGCUCACGCUGCUGCUACCGCUGCCUCUCCGCGCCCGGUCCCCGCCGCCGCCGCGCCCCCUGCGGGAGAUGGAACAGCGGAACCGGCUCGGUGCCCUCGGAUACCUGCCGCCUUUGCUGCUGCACGCCCUGCUGCUCUUCGUGGCCAACGCUACAUUCACCGAAGUCCCCAAAGAUGUGACAGUACGGGAGGGAGACGACAUCGAAAUGCCCUGCGCGUUCCGGGCCAGCGGAGCCACAUCGUAUUCGCUGGAAAUUCAGUGGUGGUAUCUCAAAGAGCCUCCCCGGGAGCUGCUACACGAGCUGGCGCUGAGCGUGCCAGGCUCCCGGAGCAAGGUAACAAAUAAGGAUGCAACUAAAAUCAGCACCGUGCGUGUCCAGGGUAAUGACAUCUCGCACCGGCUUCGGCUCUCGGCAGUGCGACUGCAGGAUGAGGGCGUAUACGAGUGCCGCGUGUCAGACUACAGCGACGACGACACGCAGGAGCACAAGGCCCAGGCGCUGCUGCGCGUGCUCUCGCGCUUCGCACCGCCCAACAUGCAGGCUGCUGAGGCCGUGUCCCAUAUCCAGAGCAGCGGCCCACGCCGCCACGGAUCCCCCAGCGCCGCCAACACCAACAACGCGGGCGCCACGGGCCGCACCACUUCUGAACCUGGCCGAGGCGACAAGAGCUCACCACCCGGGAGUCCCCCUGCAGUUCCUGGACCCGGAGUUCCAGAAUCCGCUGCCGCCUCCGCAGCCCACACAGCCACCACUACCGUCGCAUCUGCUGCCGCUGCUUCGUCAGCGUCGCCACCACUGGGCCAGGCUGUCCUUCUGCGCCAGAGGCAUGGUUCCGGAACCGGCCCCAGCUAUGCCACAGACCCGCUCCUGUCCCUGCUCCUGUUAGCCCUGCAUAGGUGCCUGCACUUGCUCCUGGGGCACUGACAGAYGUGGCACCCAGACACCUCAGCAGGCACACACCACCUGCCUGCACCCCUAGGGAGGACCACGUCGCCAGAUGGACACAGAGAGACUGAGAAAAGCAUGAAGAAGUCCACGCAGAAAAUAAAUAAAUCAUAUUUUUGGGAAAGUCACACAAAUGUAGAAUACCCAAAAUAAUGCAUCUAGUUUCCAAAUAAGAUGGAGUUUGGACCAUGCAGUGAGCAUGGGAUCAAUGAUUUCUCUACUUCAACAUAUUUUUCUUUUCUACACCUUCCCUCCAAGUCUUCAUUUUGCACGAACUGUUGAGCAGUUAUCUUUAGGAUAAUAUGUAAAAAUGUUGGGUUAAAGCCUUUCUGACAAAGCAAAAUAUUUUUAGUAGAU